AAGACAAACGGACGGCUCCGAAGCGAUACUGUAUCGAGAAGUAAAAAGAGAAAGACGAAACACAAAAGGCAAAAGACACAUAUCGGUACUACAGCACAGGAAUAGCAAGAAUGAAGGGCAACCAAGGGCUCGAGGCGUUGGCCGCACUUUGCGGUGGACGACAACCUACCACGGCGACAACGAAUGCCAACCCGGCGACACACACAGMAACUCCAUCUGCGGUUCAUAGUACGGCUGCUGCUGCAAAUGAACCCUCGUCGGACUCCGCCGCGACUGCUGGAAGCUCGACGCAUUUGCUGACACGACAAACCUCCGAACGCAACGUUGACUCUACAAGCAGCGCCAGUGAGAACAACGGCAUAGUUUCCAUGGGCACGCAACAGCAGCGGCAUCCGACUGCUACUUCACAACUGGUUGCCUCUAUUCCGGGGGCUGUUGCUACCGGGAGCAACUUUACACCCCAACAAAUAUCGCAAGCAAUCCUUGCGGCGGCUACUUCUCAGAGCGGAAGGCUAGAUCCAGUGCUCACACAAUCCAUCCUAUAUCCUUCGGGGUUGCGAGGUCCGGCAGGCAAUGCCGAUCCAGCCCCGCCCGCUCCCGUAUCCCCGGCUCCCACGGCACCGGCGAACACCGGCAGUGUCUUUGCAAACACGAUGCAGCAGCUGAUCCUACAACAGUAUGUAGCGCAAGCAAACGCUCAGCAACAACAAGCCCAGCAGCGGGCACAAGCGCAGGCUGUGGCCGCUGCCGCCGCGAAUGGUGCUCAAUCGCACGCUGCCUUGAUCGCCAUGAACCUGGCAGCUGGUAAAACGGUACAGAAUCCUCACCUGCUUCCCGGCGCCUCGGCUGAUACGUCUACACUAAACGCUAAAGCUACUGGUAMGUAACUACAAAGAAGGAAGGCAAGAACAUUACUUGUUUAAUUACUACGAAGCAUGGUACAAGAAGUUAACAUGGUUGUUUCCAUGGUAGAAGAGUGCACCGUAUGAAUUUGUGAAAUACUCGUACUGGCACAAGGCACGUGGUUGAGCAGAUUGUAACUCUGGUGGAUUCGAUCUCAAUUAUGUACCCUAGAGGGAUUAAAAAUGAGCAGAUGAG
This is a messenger RNA of Pseudo-nitzschia multistriata, 1098 nucleotides long. Lineage: Eukaryota; Bacillariophyta; Bacillariophyceae; Bacillariales; Bacillariaceae. The record is from the annotation of a GenBank genome assembly.